Bemisia tabaci is the source of this 4202-nucleotide messenger RNA. RefSeq names its product mitochondrial 2-oxoglutarate/malate carrier protein. NCBI's taxonomy places the organism in Eukaryota, Metazoa, Arthropoda, Insecta, Hemiptera, Aleyrodidae. The record is from RefSeq and is a predicted model, not a curated record.
AAUCAGAUUCUAUCUUAUCAGUUUUCAGUAAUAUUUCGGGCGUCAGUCGUAAGUCAUUCAUUCCGCUUAUCACUUUCUUCUUUGAACUCCAGCCACGGCCGUCGGCCAGUUUCCAAGCACGAGAGAUCUAGGAAUUUUGGUAUAUUGAAGGUCGCUGAAGUUUACGUCGUUGCGGUCUUUUUAUUUUCAACCAGUUGCAAUGUCUACAAAUCAGAAUGCUGUGUCCAUGCCUAACUAUAUCAAAUUUGCCUUUGGUGGCGUCUCAGGGAUGGCAGCAACAUGUUUUGUCCAGCCCCUAGAUUUAAUCAAGAAUCGUAUGCAGCUGAGCAAAACCAAAGAGCACAAAACAAGUUUUCAUAUGGCAAAAGCAAUUUUAAAAUCUGAAGGAGUGAUCGGAAUUUACUCAGGAUUGUCCGCAGGUCUCCUUCGCCAAGCCACAUACACAACCACGAGGUUGGGUGUCUACACAUGGCUCUUUGGGGUUUACUCAAAGGAAAGCGGGUCUAAUCCAGGUUUCUUUGUGAAGGCUGGGCUCGGGAUGUUCGCCGGGUGCUGCGGGGCGUUCGUGGGGAACCCGGCGGAGCUGGCCCUCGUCCGGAUGACGGCCGAUGGGCGACUCCCGGCGGCCGAGCGUCGCAACUACAGGAGCGUCUUCCACGCCCUCAUCAAGAUCAUCACCGAGGAGGGCGUCCUCACCCUCUGGCGGGGCGCCAUCCCCACCAUGGGCCGCGCCAUGGUCGUCAACGGGGCACAACUCGCCUCCUACUCCCAGGCCAAGGAGAUCCUCCUAGGAACAGGUUAUUUCAAAGAGAAUAUCACUCUUCAUUUUACCGGUAGUAUGAUUUCUGGUCUCAUUUCCACUGCUGCCUCUAUGCCGGUAGAUAUUGUAAAAACUAGGAUCCAGAAUAUGAAAACAAUCGAUGGUAAACCAGAAUUCAAAGGUGCUUUAGAUGUACUAGCCAAAGUUGUGAAAAAUGAAGGCUUUUUUGCUCUGUGGAAAGGAUUCUUCCCGUACUACGCUCGUCUGGGCCCUCACACUGUUCUUACCUUCAUUUUCUUGGAACAGUUGAAUGCUACAUACUUGAAAAUGGCAAAGACUGAAUCCUAAGCACUGUGAUCUCAUUCUCUACUGACUGCCGUACCUUUAUAAAAUAUCUCAAUACUAAUUUUACUGUUGUGAGUGAAAAUGCUGUUACAUACCAAAGUUUCUCUAAUUAUCAUUAAAGAUAUGUUUUGCCCCAGCUAGCUUGAAAUUUUCAGUAUGGCUUGUUUUUGUAGAAAGAACUACUUUUCAGGGUUUUUAAACAUUCUUAAGUUUAUUUAUUGUGAAAAAUAAUUCCAUAGAAAUAAUUUUGAACAUGCAAAACUGUAGGAUUUAAGUAAAAGUACAGCAUUUUUGCUCCACAUAUGACAGUAUAUUGCUUGCCAACGAUUUUUUUUUAAGAAUAUUUGCAAGCAAACUGGAUGAUUUUAAUUGGUUGUAGGGGGCUUGUCUUUAAAGCUGCAAGGAAAAUUUAAAAAAUCUGUGGUCACCGACGUGAACUAGAAAAUUGAAAAGAAAAAUUCCAGAGGUAUCUGUAGUUAAACAUUAUGCAGUUUGACAAGAUUUUUUUAUUUUAUUUUUUUUUUUAUGGUUGUUGUUUAAACUACAGUGGAUGAUAUGUUUUUUCAGUGUUCCCAUCGGCUCUUACUUAGUGCCUAUUUUCAAGAACAUAUUUUUGUGAUAUUUCGUCCAAAAGUUGGAAAAUUUUUCAUCAAAUCCAUUUUUGUUUGCAUGCCCCUAAAAUGAGUUAAUUUAAAUGAAAUGAACAAGCAUAGCAAAGCGUGCUCUAAAAUAAUGGUGGGUUGAUAAGUUUAAAAAGUAUCACAGAAUAUAAAAUUGGCCAAAAUCUUGCAAUUAACUCUGAAUACUUAAUGACCUUGAAAAGGUGUGACUGAAACAUUUUAAAACUAAGACUUUUUUUUAAAACACAUGUUUAACUUUUAGAAGGACCUAACCAGAAAGACUUUUAAUGUAUAAUCUAGGCAAAUCUUUGUAAUUAGGAUUGGCUUUCUACGGAGAGUUGGUUGUACUCAGUCUGCGCUGCUGUCUUUGGCCGCUACUAGUUUCAAGGAACUAUCUAACUCUUUCAUGACAAUGCUUGAAGAUUUGCAAUAUAGUGAACACUAGAUUUCUUCAAUCAAAAAUUUCUGUCAAUGCUUGUCUUGCGGCGGUGAUAAAAUGCAAAGAAACUAAUAUUUUUAUCCAUUCUGAGGUGGAAGGUAGCAGCCAAAGGCAGUAUGUCAGCGUGCAUCAAAGGCGUGAAAACGAUCGGUCCGCAGACUAGUCAGAAAUUAGAAAACUCAUGUUUCAGGACAAUACCUCCUCCUUCAACAGGUUUUCAAUAGAGUUACUUCCUGGCUGCUAAAUCUUAUUAAUUAAUUUGGGGACAAACUGGCUACCUGCAUACUCCUACAUUACCUUCUAAUUUUUUGGUUGAUUUAAAUUGAUAGUAGGUAACAUUAAAUUACCUGCAAGAUAUGUUACUCUCAAAGCACUGGCCGAGAGAAGACAACUAAUAUGCACAUCUGAUGAAUCAUUUUUUGUGCUCCCUAGUGUUUUUUUUAAAAGCAUUUGUAUGCUUUUAAACUUGCCAUACAUUGUAAGUGGUGACUUGCUCAAUGUACACAAAAAGGCCAUGCUCUGUGUUUGUUCAUCCGAGGUUCGUUGACUUGACUCAGCUUAAGUAUGAAAGACUGCCCACUCCCUCAUGAUGCAAAAUUUCAAAUGAUGAUAUGAAAUCAGAAAGCGUAUCUCAUAACCUCCAACUCUGUUUCCAAAGACUUUUUAGACGCCUAAAAUUACAAAAACAAGCAAAUGUCCAUUUGAUGCAGGUUUUCUGUCGAGCCAAAUUGCUUUAAAAUGUCUUGUAUAGCUGUGCCAUGAAUUAGUAGGAUUUUUUCUGUUGGCGAUUGUGCAUUUAUGAAACUCAUAGAUUAAGAAAAUGAAAAAAAAAAAAAAAAAAAAAACACUGUGUCAUGGAAUAUCAUGCAGAGAAGGUACUUAUAUAUCUCAUUUGCUCCCAUUUGCAAUAAAAAUCUCUUCUUUUUCCUGUAAUUUACCCUCAAUCAUAAAGUUUUCCUACCUCUCAAUUCUAAAUUUUUUUUAAUAAAUUGUAUCAGCGCUUGCUUUCUAGGUGCAAUUUCAUUCUGUCAAUACUCCUCAUCCUUAAAAUUUGAAUAUAAUUGUUGAUUAAAUGUUAAAUCAUUUUUAAAAAUAUUCUGUUCUCUAUUCUUGUUGGUUGGAAUUUUUCUGAGGUGUUUAUUGUUAUGAAACUGUAGUACUUGUUGUGGAAUACUUAUUAUCUGUUGUGUAAAGAAAUAUUUUUAUGAUAGUUGUUUUCGUAGUUAUGUAUAUUGUAUUUGAAAAUUAUAUGUAUGAGGCUUUAAUAUUACUGCAUACAAGCACUGAUUGCGUUAAUCCUUUGAGAACCAUUUGUCUUAUUUAUGUUUAUGGUUGCACAACUCCAAAACUGAAUAAUUCGUCCCAGCAAAGCAUUUUUUGUGCAUCAAAGCUUAAAUAAUGAAUCUACCGUACAUGCUCACUUCACAUCCACUCUUAAACAGUAUGUUGCCUGAAAUGAUUCAUUAAUUACGUGUAAAUAUCUCUCAGCAUCUGUUUCUUUUUUUAAGUAGAGCUCCUUGACGUAAAAAUUCUCUAAAGCACCUCUAAAAGAGAAAUUAAGGUCAAUUAAAUUUUUGGACUGAAACUCUCUGUGCUUGCCUGUAUGUACUCAUUUUUGCAGCGUCAAACUUACCAAUAAUUUGCAUAUGUGGAUCAUAUUUUUGUGAUGAAUCAAUCAGUGAACUCUCUGAAUGUUCUAUUGUAAAUACUCAAAUGUUGCUGCGCUAACUUUGUCCAUUCCAAAGUAUGAUCAUCAACAAAUAUUCUGAAAGUAGCAUAAGAAUUCGCAAUACUAAAAAAAUCUUUUUCGUUUGUAAAAUUAAGUGUUAACUCUUUCAUGGUUAAUAUUUUCUCUAUCAAAAUUAAACAUUUUAGACUUUUACAUUUUAGCAUUUCUGUUUUUACUCUACUAGUUAUUUUAUCAUUUUUAUUGUUUCUUUUGUUUUAUUUCAGAAUUUUCUUGUUUUGUUUUUGGAAUUUUGGCCCCUGUCCAAGACAAUACUUCUGGCUCAAAAAUAAACAUCUUUUUAUUUUUGAA